Messenger RNA from Necator americanus (New World hookworm), 831 nucleotides. RefSeq lists its product as uncharacterized. The transcript is spliced from 8 exons. The record is from RefSeq and is a predicted model, not a curated record. Lineage: Eukaryota; Metazoa; Nematoda; Chromadorea; Rhabditida; Ancylostomatidae. Bases 1 to 831 code for a protein of 276 amino acids.
AUGAAUCUUCUUGGCUGCAUCUUACUACUUUUUAUUACCGAUCAUGUGCUCUCACAAACGGAUAACCAACAAAAGUGUGCCCCGCCGAGCAAUAUAGCCUCUCUUCCUGAUUAUGCACAAGUUGAACUAAGAGAUCUUUGGGGCAGCUACACCCAAGGAACUCCUUGUGAUAAAGAGUUAGCCAUACAGCAGGACGUGCUCAACGUUGUGAAAACAUUUAGCAAAGAGUUCACGGAAAAACAAACUACGGUUAACAAUAGCGGCGGCCGAUCCAUCGUCCCAGCAGCUACAACUCCUGAUGAAUAUGAUGAUGACACUUCUGAUUUCGAUGCUAAUAUUCGGAUAACUACCGCCUUCCCGAAACUUAUCGGAAGUGAUGCGGCACAGGAGCAGCUUAGAAGGAAGCCAAAAGUACAAGAGUACGAUGAGGCUACGAUCGACGAUAUCGCGACGAUGCAAUUUAACAACGCAAAAGCCCCGUUCUUACGAUCAGUUAAUCCAGAAGUGCGUCGAAAGUUCGAGAAAGUCUGGAAUAAUGAGGACAUUCCGAGCGAAUCCUUGCGAACACUGAAGAUCCAAACCCUCGCUGUUUCGUUGUUGACCGCCAAACAACUUGAAGAAUACAACAAAUGGGCAACAAAGCGCCGUUACGUGCUGAAAGCUCGAGAACAAGAACUUCGUCAUUUGAGCAGCGAUGCGAAGCGAACACUGCGAAGAAUGAGUGCUCGAGGUAGUGACAAAGAGAAAAUCGCUGUUCCUAAUGCUGUAAAGAGGGAACUACGGAAUUUUGUCGCUGCAUUCAAUCGUCGACGAACCAAAGCUUUACAGUAA